Messenger RNA from Artibeus jamaicensis (Jamaican fruit-eating bat), 4087 nucleotides. It is a transcript of the gene SREBF2, whose product is annotated as sterol regulatory element binding transcription factor 2. Bases 1 to 3402 code for a protein of 1133 amino acids. Gene Ontology annotation, cellular component: nucleus. NCBI's taxonomy places the organism in Eukaryota, Metazoa, Chordata, Mammalia, Chiroptera, Phyllostomidae. The transcript is spliced from 19 exons. Gene Ontology annotation, molecular function: DNA-binding transcription factor activity, RNA polymerase II-specific; RNA polymerase II cis-regulatory region sequence-specific DNA binding; protein dimerization activity. The record is from RefSeq and is a predicted model, not a curated record. Gene Ontology annotation, biological process: positive regulation of cholesterol storage; positive regulation of transcription by RNA polymerase II.
AUGGACGAGAGCGGCGAGUUGGGCGGUCUGGAGACCAUGGAGACGCUCACCGAGCUGGGCGACGAGCUGACCCUGGGGGAUAUCGAUGAGAUGCUGCAGUUUGUCAGCAAUCAAGUGGGAGAGUUUCCUGACCUGUUCCCGGAGCAGCUGUGUAGCUCCUUCCCUGGUGGUGGUGGUGGUGGCGGUGGCAACGGCAGCAGCAGUAAUGGCGGGGGCAGCAGUAGCGGAGCUGGGGACUCAUCGGUGCAGCGCUCCUUCAGCCAGGUCCCAUUACCUUCCUUCUCUUCCUCGGCCACCUCCCCCCAAGCUCCAGCGCUACAGGUCAAGGUUUCCCCCACCUCGAUUCUCACUCCUCCAAGGGUAACUCCCGUUCUUCAGCCCCGCCCCCAGCCUCAGCCUCAACCUCAGCUGCAGCAGCAGACUGUAAUGAUCACCCCGACAUUCAGCACUGCACCCCAGACGAGGAUCAUCCAGCAGCCUUUGAUCUACCAGAAUGCGGCUACCAGUUUUCAAGUCCUUCAGCCUCAAGUCCAAAGCCUAGUGACAUCCUCCCAGGUGCAGCCGGUCACCAUCCAGCAGCAGGUGCAGACAGUGCAGGCCCAGCGGGUGCUGACGCAAACGGCCAAUGGCACACUGCAGACCCUCGCCCCAGCCACGGUGCAGACAGUCGCUGCACCCCAGGUGCAGCAGGUCCCGGUCCUGGUACAGCCUCAGAUCAUCAAGACAGAUUCCCUUGUUUUGACCACACUGAAGACAGAUGGCAGCCCUGUCAUGGCCGCAGUCCAGAACCCGGCCCUCACUGCCCUCACCACCCCCAUCCAGACGGCCGCCCUGCAAGUCCCAACCCUGGUAGGCAGCAGUGGGACCAUUCUGACCACAAUGCCUGUGAUGAUGGGGCAAGAGAAAGUGCCCAUUAAACAGGUUCCCGGAGGAGUCAAGCAGCUUGAGCCCCCCAAAGAGGGAGAAAGGCGGACAACACACAACAUCAUUGAGAAGCGGUAUCGCUCCUCCAUUAAUGACAAAAUCAUCGAGUUGAAGGACCUGGUCAUGGGGACAGAUGCCAAGAUGCACAAAUCUGGUGUGUUGAGGAAGGCCAUUGACUACAUCAAAUACUUGCAGCAGGUCAAUCACAAAUUGCGCCAGGAGAACAUGGUGCUGAAGCUGGCAAGUCAGAAAAACAAGCUCCUGAAGGGCAUCGACCUAGGCAGCCUGGUGGACAAUGAUGUGGAUCUGAAAAUCGAUGACUUUAAUCAGAAUGUGCUUCUGAUGUCCCCUCCGGCCUCUGACUCGGGGUCCCAGGCUGGAUUCUCUCCCUACUCCAUCGACUCUGAGCCCGGAAGCCCUCUGUUGGAUGAGGCAAAGGUCAAAGAUGAGCCGGACUCUCCUCCCAUAGCGCUGGGCAUGGUGGACCGCUCCCGAAUCCUGCUGUGUGUCCUCACCUUCCUGUGCUUGUCCUUUAACCCCCUGACUGCCCUGCUGCAGUGGGGAGGGUCGCAUGACUCGGACCAGCACCCAUACUCAGGCUCCGGCCGCAGCGUACUGUCACUUGAGUCAGGUUCUGGGGGCUGGUUUGACUGGAUGAUGCCAACUCUCCUCUUGUGGCUGGUAAAUGGUGUGAUUGUCCUGAGUGUCUUUGUGAAGCUGCUGGUCCACGGGGAGCCAGUGAUCCGGCCACACUCACGCUCCUCAGUCACCUUCUGGAGGCACCGGAAGCAGGCAGACUUGGACCUCGCCAGGGGGGAUUUUACGGCUGCUGCCGCCAACCUGCACACUUGCCUGUCGGUGUUGGGCCGGGCACUGCCCACCUCCCGCCUGGACCUGGCCUGCAGCCUCUCCUGGAACGUGAUCCGCUACAGCCUGCAGAAGCUGCGCCUGGUACGUUGGCUGCUCAAGAAGGUCUUCCAGUGCCGCCGGGCCGCCCCGGCCACCACGGCGGGCUUUGAGGACGAAGCCAAGGCCAGUGCCCGGGAUGCAGCCCUGGCCUAUCACAGGCUGCACCAGCUGCACAUCACAGGGAAGCUCCCCGCGGGAUCUGCCUGUUCGGAUGUCCACAUGGCUCUGUGCGCUGUGAACCUGGCGGAGUGUGCGGAGGAGAAGAUCCCGCCAAGCACGCUGGCAGAGAUCCACCUGACUGCCGCCGUGGGGCUCAGGACCCGGUGUGGAGGCCGCCUGGGCUUCCUGGCGAGCUACUUCCUCAGUCGAGCCCAGAGUCUGUGUGGCCCCGAGCGCAGUGCUGUCCCUGACUCGCUGCGCUGGCUCUGCCACCCCCUUGGCCAGAAGUUUUUCAUGGAGCGGAGCUGGUCAGUGAAGUCGGCUGCCAAGGAGAGUCUGUACUGUGCCCAGCGGAACCCAGCCGACCCUGUUGCCCAGGUCCACCAGGCCUUCUGCAAGAACCUGCUAGAACGAGCUGUGGAGUCCUUGGUGAAACCGCAGGCCAAGAAGAAGGCCGGAGACCAGGAAGAAGAGAGCUGUGAGUUCUCCAGUGCUCUGGAGUACCUGAAAUUGCUUACUUCUUUUGUGGACUCUGUGGGGACUGUGAGCCCGCCCUUCUCCAGCAGCUCGGUGCUCAAGUCAGCCCUCGGUCCAGACGUCGUCUGUCGUUGGUGGACAUCUGCGAUCACUAUGGCCAUCAGCUGGCUCCAAGGAGAUGAUGUGGCUGUGCGUGCUCAUUUUACUGAAGUAGAGCGUGUCCCCAAGGCCCUGGAAGUGACCGAGAGCGCCCUGGUAAAGGCCGUCCUCCACACCUGCAGAGCCGUGCAUGCCUCGCUACCCGGGAAGGCAGAUGGGCCGCAGAGUUGCUUCUGCCACUGUGAGAGGGCCAGCGGUCACCUGUGGAGCAGCCUCAACGUCAGCGGGGCCACUUGCGACCCCACCCUCAACCACGUGGUCCAGCUGCUGACCUCUGAUCUGCUACUGUCGCUGCGAACGGCACUCUGGCAAAAGCAGGCAGGAGCCAGCCAGGCUUUGGGAGAGACCUACCACGCGUCAGGUGCUGAGCUGGCUGGCUUCCAGCGGGACCUGGGCAGCUUGCGCAGGCUGGCACACAGCUUCUGCCCAGCCUACCGCAAGGUGUUCCUGCAUGAAGCCACGGUGCGCCUGAUGGCAGGGGCCAGCCCCACCCGCACCCACCAGCUGCUGGAGCACAGCCUGCGGCGGCGCACGGCUCAGAGCACCAAGCACGGAGAGGUGGACACCUGGCCCGGCCAGCGAGAGCGGGCCACGGCCAUCCUGCUGGCCUGCCGGCACCUGCCCCUCUCCUUCCUCUCCUCCCCGGGCCAGCGGGCGGUGCUGCUGGCUGAGGCAGCUCGCACCCUGGAGAAGGUGGGCGACCGACGCUCCUGCAGCGACUGCCAGCAGAUGAUUGUCAAGCUGGGGGGCGGCACCGCCAUCGCCGCCUCCUGACCAUCACGCCCUGCCUGCCUCGGCCCUCUCCUGCCCUUUGUCCCGGUCUCUCCGUUUGUCUCUCAGUCUCUCUCUCCCUCCUUCCUCCGGAGCUGGGGGAUGCGCCUGAGCUUCCGAGGUGUCGACUGUCAAGGCUCGUGGACCACUUCAGAACAGUGGACCCCUGGGCUGCGGGGAGAUGCGAAGGUCCAGGGCCGAGCAGGGCAGAAUCGGGGGUGCCCUGAUCCGACAGCAGCAGGGGGUCCUGCUCCCAGGCUGCCAGCCCGUCUCCAGCCUUUCCAAGAUUCUCUCUUUGUGUGUCUCUUCCCCCCUUUCCUGCUCCUUGUUUUUAUCAGGCUGUCCCUCUGGGGACAUGAGUUUCUGGGCACCAGAGCACUUUGCCCUUGGCACUGUGCCCAGCAUGCCCUCUCCCCUUUUUUAUACGAACGUUUUUAUAUCAGUGUGCUUGGGUUUGCCGUGAUGCGGGACUAAGUUGCUGUGGCGUUUUUAUUUCUCCCUGGGUCUGCAUCCCUCCCCUGUGCUGCCAAAGCCAGUUCCUUGUUUUUUCUUUACCACACAGGACAGCCAGGGAAGUGGGGGAGCCGGCCCUGGGGAGGUGGCAGGGGACGGGGCAAACCCGGGAAUGGAUGAAAUAAUGUCGGCAUUAUUUUUUAAUUUUUUAAAAAAUAAAUGGUGUCUUAUUUAA